Messenger RNA from Ascochyta rabiei, 1422 nucleotides. RefSeq names its product Ribosomal lysine N-methyltransferase 4. The record is from RefSeq and is a predicted model, not a curated record. The coding region runs from base 1 to 1422 and encodes 473 amino acids. Gene Ontology annotation, molecular function: protein-lysine N-methyltransferase activity; protein binding. The transcript is spliced from 2 exons. Lineage: Eukaryota; Fungi; Ascomycota; Dothideomycetes; Pleosporales; Didymellaceae. Gene Ontology annotation, biological process: peptidyl-lysine monomethylation. Gene Ontology annotation, cellular component: nucleus.
AUGGCAGACUUUGACGGCAUCGGUCGGGCAUUUUUGACAUGGCUUCAACAGUCUGGCGCUGAGCUCAGUCCCAAGAUCAAGCUGGAUGACCUUCGACACGCGCAAGCCGGGAGAGGCGUUGUUGCUACACAAGAUAUCGCCGAGCACGAGCUCCUCUUCCGCAUUCCCCGCUCGGCAAUUCUCAGCGUUGAGAACUCGAUCCUGUCCUCAGAGAUUCCCAACGCCACCUUCGAUACCCUUGGCCCAUGGCUCUCUCUCAUUCUCGUUAUGCUUUACGAGUACUUCAAUGGCGACGUCUCCAACUGGGCUGCAUAUUUUGCUGUCCUGCCCUCUGAAUUUGACACCCUUAUGUACUGGACCGAAGACGAGCUCGCUGAACUGCAGGCCAGCGCUGUUCGAGACAAGGUCGGGAAGGAGAGCGCGAACAGAAUGUUCCUUGACCAGUUGAUCCCAGUGAUCAAAGAGUUUGCGUCACUCUUCUUUGCAGACGAUGAGCGUGCGCCACAACGGGCAGAAGAGAUGCGCGAUGAGCGCAACCUUACUUUGAUGCACCGUAUGGGCUCGCUGAUCAUGGCCUACGCCUUUGAUGUCGAGCCCUCAGUCUCACGCAAAGAUAUUGACGAAGAGGGAUAUGUGUCUGAAGACGAAGAUGAAGCCCUUCCAAAGGGCAUGGUCCCCUUGGCAGACAUGCUGAACGCUGAAGCUGACCGUAAUAACGCUCGCCUAUUCUAUGAGGCAAACUCUCUGGACAUGAAGGCCUUCAAGCCAAUCCGCGCCGGUGAAGAAAUUUACAACGACUAUGGGCCUCUUCCACGAUCGGAUCUGCUUCGACGCUAUGGCUACAUCACCGAAAAUUACGCUCAAUACGACGUUGUGGAGAUUUCCAUGGAUCUUGUCACCGACCUUGCGACAGCGGCCGGCAUCUACUCCGAGGCAAGAAUUGACUACCUUGAUGAGCAAGGCGUUAUUGACACUGGCUAUGAUCUCACUUCCAGCAACCCUUUCGCGUUGCAAGAGUGCUUAUCUCCUGGACUGGUCGUCCUUGCUGAGACCCUCCUGCUUCCAGGCGAAGAAUUCGACCGUAUGAAGAAGAAGGGAAAGCUACUCAAACCAGAUAAGAUGACGAGCAACGGCGCUGGAUUCUUACGUAGACUGAUUCAGGCGCGACUCGCACAGUACGUAACAAGUUUUGACGACGAUGUCCGCAAUCAUACCGAGGUACCGAGUGUUGGUGGGCAUGGCUCCAAAGAGCGCCGCUUUGCUAUGGCUAGAGCGGUGCGAAUCGGGGAAAAAAGACUGCUAAUGCAGGUGGAGGAAGCGCUGACUGAAAAACUUGCUGGAGGCGCAUCUAAAAGACCACGAGAGGUAGAUGAAGAAGGGGAUGUGGAGAUGGGAGGUACUGGGAAAAGGCAAAGAGCAUAA